This is a messenger RNA of Oldenlandia corymbosa var. corymbosa, 1803 nucleotides long. Lineage: Eukaryota; Viridiplantae; Streptophyta; Magnoliopsida; Gentianales; Rubiaceae. The record is from the annotation of a GenBank genome assembly.
AUGGCGAAGCAAAAUGACUCCUCGUCGGCGAUGGAAAUCGAUCACAACCCCAAUUCCAGUGAUGAGACUAACAGCCCUAGGUUCUCAAUCAACGUUUUGGAGCUGUUCAAAUCGGCUCAAAAGCAACACGGAUUGCGUAAUAGUGAUUACACUCGUUACAGGAGGUACUGUACGGCUCGGCUGAGGAGAUUAUACAAGUCCUUGAAAUUAACCCACGGACGUGGCAAAUAUAAUAAGAAAGCUAUUACUGCUCCUAUGGUCACCGAUGUGAGGUAUCUUCAUGUAAUUCUUUAUACUGCGGAAAGAGCAUGGAGCCAUGCUAUGGAAAAGAAAACGCUUCCAGAUGGUCCAACUGCACGUCAGCGUAGCUAUCUGAUUGGUAGGCUGAGAAAAGCCGUUAAGUGGGCUACACUAUUUCAAGAGUUGUGUGCCAUUAAAGGAGAUUCAAGGACUUCUUUCGAAGCAGAGGCAUACGCAUCUUUUAUGAGGGGAACUUUGUUGUUUGAACAAGAACAGAACUGGGAAGUUGCUUUGAAGAGUUUUAAAAAUGCCAGUGCCGUUUAUGUGGAACUUGGUAAAUAUGGAGAUGAAGAAAUACGGCAUUUGUGCAAUGAUCGGGUUGCAGAGAUAGAACCUAAUAUAAGAUACUGUAUUCACAAAAUUCGUGGAUCAAACUUGCAAAUUUCUGAAUUUGAGAACUUAGGUGAAAUGGAAGGACCUGCACUGGAUAUGUUCAGAGCAAAAAUGGAGGCUGUGAAAUCUGAGGCUAGGUCCCAGCGAGCUGCAUCAAUGAAAGAAUUGAAUUGGCUUGGCCACACAUUCUCAGUCCCAAAUGCAAAAGCACGUGUGGCUAUUCUGAAAGCUCAAGAACUGGAAAAGGAUAUUCAUGGGCCGAAAGCGGACUCUACUCCUGCAGAUAAAAGAGUUAACAUAUAUAGCAAAAUUGUGUCGUCAUAUGAGGAAGCCAAGAACCUCAUCCAUAGUGAUCUGGUUACUGCAGGAAAUUCUGAUAAUGUGAAGGAUAACCUUAGUGGUCUUUAUAAAGCAAUCAGUGCUAUUAUAGGGCAGCUAAACAUUGAACGAUAUGAGUUAAUGGUUAACACUGCCAUAAGCAAACUCAGCAAGGUCGAUGGUGAUAGGAAUGAGAAAGUCUCGAAGCCUGAAGAAGUUGUACAUUUAUAUAGUAUGUUGUUACUGGUGACUGCAGAGCUCUCUGAUUUAGUUAGUUCUGGACGAGAUAGGAAACCAGAGGAAGUGGCUGUAGCUGAAGAUUGUGACCGCAAGAGCUUGGUUUUCAAAGCUGCAAGAUGCUUCUACUUAGCAAAGUCCUACAGUCUUGCUGGGAAGAGGACAGAAGCUUAUGCUUUAUACUGCAGAUCCCGCUCUUUAGCUGAUGCUGCCCUUCAAAGCCUUCGAAGUGUAAAGAGCCCUGAUCAGGUUAUGAUGAAGGAGCUGCAGAGGUUGUACAAUGAAAGUAGAUCAAAUAGUUGCAUAGAGCAUGCUUUAGCUGUUAUGGAGGAAGAGGAGGCUCCGGAAAAGUUGUCAAAGAAAAUUUCAGCAGUAUCAUUGAAUGGUGCUAAGAAGCCUGAGAAAUUUCUUCUGGAGAACUUGGACGUGUAUGAAUCAGCUGUUGAUAGCAGUGUGAAGUCAAUGGCUCGUAUUGAACGCUUCCCACCUGCAUUUCAAGCAUUUGCUCGAAAUCCUGUGGUUCUUGACAUUGUUUACGAUACCAUAGAUUUCCCGUCAUUGGAGAGUAGGACAAAGAAGGACAGGAAAGGAUUCUUGGGUAGGCUGUGGCGAUGA